Molecule: messenger RNA, 1020 nt
Organism: Ochlerotatus camptorhynchus
Lineage: Eukaryota; Metazoa; Arthropoda; Insecta; Diptera; Culicidae
Product: lipopolysaccharide-induced tumor necrosis factor-alpha factor homolog
Exons: 3
Coding region: 412-684 (90 amino acids)
Molecular function (GO): zinc ion binding
Source: RefSeq, a predicted model, not a curated record
CGAAGGGCUUCACAUCCAAGGCAACUGUAGUUUAGAGUGCACGCAAUUCGCGCUACACUGUCGUCAAAUUGCAAUCAGUAGAAAUACAUCAGGCGUUGGCUUUGAAUUGUGCGGUGACAUCGAAUUACAUUUUACCAACAUACCGUGCUUAUAGAGAAUUCGUUUAUUAUUCAGUUCCAAUCUGGAUCGGGUAUCCAGUUUGAAGCUGCUUGAUUUCUUACAAACGUCAGUUUGAUCAAACCUCAGGUUGAGGUUCGCACUGACCAAAAGUUCAGUUUCGCACUGGGUUGGAAGUGGUUCCAGCCCCAAUAAUAAACGAAUUCGCUAUAAGUUUUGAUUUGUUUUCUUGUGCGACUAGAUUUUAAUUAGAAAGUUCUAGUGAAACUAAGGACAGUUAUUUUAGUCCAAUCGAUGAACGACAAAAUGCAACAGCCUACUAUGGUCAUCGCUGGAGCACCAGCUGUAGGUCCGGAAUCUUCAACCCUGAUCUGUCCCUCGUGCCGAGUGCAAGUCAACACUCGAGUUGAACACAAUUCCAACACUAAAACUCACAUCAUGGCACUGUUGUUGUGCAUGUUCUGCUGCUUGCCAUGUGUUUGUGUGCCAUAUUGUUGCAACUCGUGCCAGAACGCCGAUCACUACUGCCCGAACUGUAAUGCCUUCAUCGGAAGCCACCAGCACUGAGAAGGGGUUGUUUUCUAGAUCCUUACCAUGGUCUCCGCACAGCAUAAUAUUAUUUCAGUAGCGCGAAUGCAACAGCUUAGAACACACCAAAAUAAAAGUGUAGUCCCGCAUCCAAAGUAAAUCACGCAAAUUUGAAAAGUAAGUUUACAUCGAUCAGCUAAAUCCAAUCUAAUUGCAAUAGAGUUCUCCAGAUGCUCAAGAGUGUGCGUUAGACCGCGGUAUUCCGGGGGGGGGGGGGGGGGUAACCCCGGCGUAGUGGUUAACAUCCAUACCUCUCACGCCAAAGUUACGGGUACAAAUCUCACCCCCGGACAAGUCACGAAUGACCCCAGAGUA